CCGAGACACCUGUGCACACCACGCGAGCCGCGGCAAAUACACAGAGAAGAGAGGGGACAGCAGUCAAAGAGCGAGCGAGCGAGGCGGAAGAAAUCCCUCGAGAUGGACGCAAGACCGCGACGGGCGUCGUCCUCCCCGGCGGCGGCGACGGCGGCGGCGGCCUUGUCCCUGCUGCUCCUGUUCCCCAUGUUCCUAGGGGGCCAGGCGUCGGGGUACGGCGACGAUUCGGGCGCCGGCGGCAUGACGGCGCUGCAGAAGCACGCGGCCUUCUUCGACCGCGACAAGGACGGCGUCGUCACCUUCUCCGAGACGUACGCAGCGUUUCGGGCCCUCGGAUUUGGAUUUGCUUCGUCCACCUUGAGUGCCACCUUCAUCAAUGGCGUCCUUGGCCCCCAGACCAGACCGGAAAAUGACACGGCGCGCAUGUCCAUCUACAUCGAGAACAUCCACAAGGGCAUCCACGGGAGCGACUCAGGCGCGUAUGACUCCCAAGGAAGGUUCGUUCCGGACAAGUUCGAUGCGGCGUUCGCCAAGCACGGCAAGACGGUGCCGGACGCCCUAACGUCCGCGGAGGUGGACGAGCUGAUCGCCGCGAACCGGCAGCCCAGCGACUACGCGGGAUGGGCGGGCGCGUCGGCGGAGUGGAAGCUGCUGUAUAGCAUCGGCAAGGACGAGGACGGGCUCCUCCGCAAGGACGCCGCCAGGGGCGUCUACGACGGCAGCCUCUUCGCCAGGGUGGUGCAGGAGCGGAGGGCAUCCUCGCUAGAAGAAACCCAGGCAUGAUCGUGGCACGCCGUCACGGUGUGUGUGUGCUGGAACCUAGGUGGUUAUCUAUUGGUUGUGAAUGGUUGUGAGAUGGGUUAAAAAAUAGCAUUCACAUUACCCAUACAUAUAGAAAUAGUACAUCGGAGUACUAAUUAGCUACUAGAAAUAAAUGCAAUACGCCCUAAACUUUAUCUAUUGUGAAAACGCAUGCAAAUUUAA
Messenger RNA from Triticum urartu, 984 nucleotides. RefSeq names its product putative peroxygenase 5. The record is from RefSeq and is a predicted model, not a curated record. NCBI's taxonomy places the organism in Eukaryota, Viridiplantae, Streptophyta, Magnoliopsida, Poales, Poaceae. Gene Ontology annotation, molecular function: calcium ion binding; monooxygenase activity.